UCACUCAGUCGCAGCCACGAUUCCGGCCUGUUAUAAACCCGGUGCACAGCAGUCUGCAUCGUCAGUUUGCAAGGGGUUCAGAGGCGCGCGGGUCUGCCCAGCUAACCUCUUCGUCCACUCGCUCGAGGGUGCAUCUCCUGGCCAACAACACGUGCGAUGACCAUGUCCUGUUGACCUCUAAUCGCGCCCAAGUUCGACCUCAGUGCGAAAGUGAGCCAGUCAGCCAAAAAACAAAAAAAUAGAUUUUCUACGAUGGAUGCCAGAAAGUGUGCUAACAAUAAGUUGAGAUACUAUUCCGUCAGUGCUUUGUGCGUCCUGCUCCUGAUAGAGCGAGCUGGUGGGUUACAAAUCACAGACCUGAAGGUGCCACAGCUAGUGAAGAAUAGUUCAGGAAGGCCUGUGGUACUUGACUGCGAGUACACCCUGGCACAGAAUGAGGAGGGUGAAGGCCUGGUUGUCAAGUGGUUCUUCAACUCGCAGCCAGCCCCCGUCUAUCAGUGGAUCCCAGGAAAGAAACCUCAGGACCUCGGCAUAUUGAAGGGCCGACUGAACCUGGAGUACCAAGCAUCGAGCCACCCUUCUCAGGCUCACAGGGCCCUGCAGAUUAUCAGCGCAACGAGCGAGCUCUCCGGAGAAUACAAAUGCUCUGUAUCCACUUUCAAUGAUGAAGACUUCAUGGUCAAGCGGAUGCUCAUCUUUGCCCCGGAGAAGCGGUUCGAGGUGUGGCAGAGCCGCGGUCCUCGCGAAGGCCUCGUGAACAUCAGCUGCCUCGCCACGGGCGCCUUCCCCGAGCCCAAGUUGUCACUCUACCCGGACAGUGGCACCCUGGAAGAUGUAAAGAUAGAGACGCGAUCCCAAAAAGGCUCAUACGACGUGCUUGCCAGCACAGUCAUUGAGUAUCCGCUUGAACCAACCGUCUUCCACUGCGAGCUGCGUAUCCCAGAGGCGCAGUACGAGAUAAAAAAGAACUUCGUCUACUAUCCUGGGAGUGCCGAGCUGAGUGCUGAGAGUGGGUCCAGAAGCCUGAGCAGAGUGUCGUCAGCUAGCGUCGCAAUGUUAAGCGCCGUGAGCACCGCCAUAGUGUCCAGCCGCUGGUGCUGAACGGAUUCAAUUAGAAAAUUGCUGCUGAACGCGCAAAAAUGAAUGGGAGAGAGAGAGAGAGAGCGAAAGAGAGAACGACAGAGAGCGAGCGAGAGCGAGAGCACAGCAUCCAUUAACUCUGCGAGAUUCUACCGUAGUCAGCAUUAUGAAGUCAGGGGCCUUUCCUAAAAUGUAAAUUGGACAAGCGAGCAGCCACCACCGAGACGAGCGCAAUUAUUUAGCGAAACACCUCUGCAACACACUCACACACACACACAAAGGCGGCCGACCGACGACUAAGUGCAAAGUUCGCAGUGUUUGUCAGGAAAAAUGAGAUAUAUAUACAUUGUAUCAGAAUUCGUAAAGCUGAAUGUGAGAAGAGACGCGGACACAGUGAAAAUACUCGGAUAAAUUUUCAAAGCAGGGUAACUGUCUUUUUUGUCUUUGAAUAUGUGGAGCGACGCAAGAAUAUAAGAGCAAAGAGUGAGAAUCGAGAAAAAUCAGUGUUCAUAUUUCAUGAGACGAAUAUUAUGUAUUGUUAAAAAAAAAGUAAAACGGCGAAUCUAUGAUAAUGUUUAAGGGGAAGAGAGUGCUGUCACUGAAUUUCGAGCUGCUAACUUUCUUUUCGAGACCUCGUGUAGUUGUUAAGAAGAGCUUCUUCAAAACCUGAUACCAAAGGACCAGAGGAGAAACUUGCGCUGAUUUGUUAUAUGUUUUGUUGCUUCCAGUUCUCGUUUCGAACCGAAAAUUACAUAUAUAUACUAGCUUUUUUGUCCUUUCUCAGGAGUGUGGCGAUAUUUUGUGAUGGACCUUGUACAUAGGAAAAAAUGUUGAGUGCAGACGCGAGAGAGAAACGCUGUGAAGCAAAUAUAGGGGCGGUGACGUUUUUUCGAAUUUGAAUCUUCUGAGUGUGAAAUAAACCUAUUCAGCUGGAAAAAAAUCAGGGGAAGAAAAUAAUUUCUUAUAUCUAAAGAGAGGGGGGUUGCUAAAGUCAAAUUUGAUCGUGAUAUAGUGGGAUUGUACACUUUGAAAACUUCAUUAUUAUGAUUAUUAUCGAUGACUGUUUACCAGAAUUAUGAUAUUUUAAUUAAUGUACAUAGCUCUAUUUAUAAAAAAAACCGAAACCAACAAACAUCGUGGGUUACACCAUUCCCUACUUAUGAUUAACUCGCUACAGAAUUUAAGAGCACAGUGUGCUAAUUAAUUAUUAGACCACAAAUCAGCAGAAUCCUUAUAGUGAGCAAAAAAGAGAAAAAAAAUCGAGAAAUAGCCGAGUCAGUGAAUAAUUCAUCCUGAAAUCACAGCAACCAUCACACUCACGACACACACCCAACGUACCACUGUUUCAACCUUUUGCAAGAAAUAUUUCACAACGUAUUACAUAGGUGACCAUUUAAUUGAGCCCACAGUUAACCAAUUUAUAAUUAUUGAAAUACAUAAAUGUGAAAACUGUUGGUGAUAAAGACAUUCCAUGUUGCUUUUUGCCGUUGAGACUCUUCACGCAAUUUAAAUGUUGAUCAAUUUCAUCAAUUUGCCGUUUGUAAUUGAUAUUUUAUGUUGUACUAAAAACAAUUCGAAAUAUCUAAAAUUGCUUCAUUUUAAGUGUUUGAAUUCAUUUCAACAACGAAAUUUCAUACAUCAGGACACAUCCAGAGAUAUUGUGAAGUUUUGUAUCUAUCUGAAAUAAUGUGGUAAAAAUCUUACGAGAAUUGAA
Cloeon dipterum is the source of this 2794-nucleotide messenger RNA. RefSeq lists its product as uncharacterized. The transcript is spliced from 8 exons. NCBI's taxonomy places the organism in Eukaryota, Metazoa, Arthropoda, Insecta, Ephemeroptera, Baetidae. Bases 253 to 1101 code for a protein of 282 amino acids. The record is from RefSeq and is a predicted model, not a curated record.